Messenger RNA from Lachancea dasiensis, 1551 nucleotides. The record is from the annotation of a GenBank genome assembly. Lineage: Eukaryota; Fungi; Ascomycota; Saccharomycetes; Saccharomycetales; Saccharomycetaceae.
AUGAACAGUACGUCAGGCUCGCAACACCAACUUGGGUCGUCAGCAUCUUCAAGCGCGAGGGAUGACUCCACUAUUGUGGGCUUACACUACCGGAUCGGCAAGAAAAUCGGUGAAGGUUCUUUCGGUGUUCUAUUCGAAGGUACAAAUAUGAUCAAUGGGGUCCCAGUUGCGAUUAAGUUUGAACCACGCAAAUCAGAGGCUCCACAGCUAAAGGACGAGUACCGGACUUAUAAGAUUUUGGCUGGCACGUCCGGUAUCCCCCAGGCAUACUAUUUUGGCCAAGAGGGUCUCCACAAUAUCUUAGUCAUCGACCUGCUGGGACCAUCUCUCGAAGACUUGUUCGAUUGGUGCGGACGCAGAUUUUCAGUCAAGUCUGUGGUUCAAGUUGCGGUACAGAUGAUCACGUUGAUCGAAGAUCUACAUGCCCGAGACCUGAUAUACCGUGAUAUAAAACCGGAUAACUUUUUGAUCGGUCGGCCAACUACUGUUGAUGAGAACAAAGUCCAUCUCAUUGACUUUGGGAUGGCAAAGCAAUACCGUGACCCCAAGACUAAGCAACACAUUCCAUACCGCGAAAAGAAAUCUUUGAGUGGUACAGCUCGUUACAUGUCAAUCAACACGCAUUUGGGACGUGAACAAUCCAGAAGGGAUGAUAUGGAGGCUUUAGGCCACGUAUUCUUUUAUUUCCUGAGAGGUCAAUUGCCAUGGCAAGGAUUGAAAGCUCCCAACAACAAGCAGAAAUAUGAGAAAAUUGGCGAGAAGAAAAGGGUUACAAAUGUGUACGAUCUGGCGCAAGGAUUACCUGUUCAAUUUGGCCGCUAUCUAGAGGUGGUGCGGAACUUGGCAUUCGAAGAAACCCCAGAUUAUGAGGGUUACCGAAGAUUGCUUCUUUCAAUCUUGGAUGAUAUGGGCACUGAAGCAGAUGGUGAGUAUGAUUGGAUGAAGUUGAACGGUGGACGUGGGUGGGAUUUGACCAUCAACAAGAAACCAAAUUUGCACGGCUACGGACAUCCCAACCCACCCAACGACAAAAACAGAAGACACAGAAACAAGUACGCUCAAGGACAAGGAAUGGAUCCUCAACAACAGUUACGCUAUCAACAACAACAACAGUUACAACAACAACAGCAGCAGCACCAUCACCAACAACAGCAACAACAACAACAACAACAGCAGCAGCAGCAACUACAGCAACAACAACAACAACAGCAGCAGCAGCAGCAGCAACAGUUAUUACAGCAACAACAGGCGGCAAUGCAACAACAAAACGUACAACAGAACGUGCCUCCACAACAGAAGCUAGAUCCAACGUCUUACGAGGCUUAUCAACAACAGACGCAACAGAAAUAUGCUCAGCAGCAAAAAUCACAGCAACAAAGUCGUGCACAAAGUUACAACCAGCACGGCCCACAACAGCCUCCUUACAACUAUGCUGCACAACCGCAACCUGUGGCCAAACAAAACGGUCACACGUCUGGGAAAGCCGGUGUUGCGGAUGGACACUCAGUGUCUUCCGGUAAGGGAUUUUUCUCCAAGCUGGGCUGUUGCUAA